Molecule: messenger RNA, 708 nt
Organism: Ostrinia nubilalis (European corn borer)
Lineage: Eukaryota; Metazoa; Arthropoda; Insecta; Lepidoptera; Crambidae
Product: protein FAM114A2-like
Exons: 4
Coding region: 29-499 (156 amino acids)
Source: RefSeq, a predicted model, not a curated record
CGAUGACGAGGAGCCAGCAUCAGAAGACAUGUCCAAGCCAGACGCCUUCCACGAGCGCCUGCAAACCGCCACGCAGGAUUUGGGACUCAAGCUGCAAUUCCAGCCGCUAGUUAAGCAGUACACAGACGUGCUAGAAUGGCUCGAGACCGCAGAACCCUUAGAGAAAGGCAUCUACAAGCGAGCUGUAUCCAGCUUAGCUCAGUGCACAGCGCUGGCGGUGCUAACGUACCAUAAAGCAGCAGAAAUGCUGCUGGUCAAGCCGCGCCGCUCCACUGCUGACGAAGCCGAUGCGCUAACACAAAUGACAGUGGUGCUGACCAAACAUGUGAGUGAACUGGCGACUCUCUUCACCGAGAAAUUGAACUCUAUCAAUAGUGAAAACAAGGAACAAAUCAACAACUACAUCACCAAUAUAUUUUUAGAGGCCGGCAACAGCUCUACGUAUAUUCAAAAUGCAUUCCAAUUAGCACUACCCAUUCUACAAAUUGGCGCUGUAUAGAUAUUAUUAUUUACAACUUAGCCUAAAUUUAUAUACAACAUUAAAUGUUAAAAAUAAAAAUGGUGUUCAUCAAAUCUCACAUUUAAAGCUUAAUCUAGCAAAUAAUUAAAUAACGUAUGUAUAAUAUCCUUAUAUUUAAUUGGCAAAACACUAUUAAAGCUGAUAAAAAAUAACACUAUUCCUAUCUGCCAAAAAGCGGCAGAUUUAUA